Molecule: messenger RNA, 3312 nt
Organism: Babesia sp. Xinjiang
Lineage: Eukaryota; Apicomplexa; Aconoidasida; Piroplasmida; Babesiidae
Product: putative serine/threonine-protein kinase
Exons: 6
Coding region: 1-3312 (1103 amino acids)
Biological process (GO): protein phosphorylation; intracellular signal transduction
Cellular component (GO): cytoplasm
Molecular function (GO): protein serine/threonine kinase activity; ATP binding
Source: RefSeq, a predicted model, not a curated record
AUGGUGGAUGAACGCCGCAAGCGUCCUCGUGAUGAAGGUUCGUUUGGUUUCGCAUGGCCUUCGGGUUCCUCGUCCGUUUUUUUAACUUACCUUGCAGAUUCCGAUGAGGAGGACCCCCUGUCCAAGAACGACCCUGACAGGGAAGUCGGAGAGGACCUGGAGCCUAAGCGCCCUCGUUCCACACGCCGUUGCGCACAGAACCGGAAGCCUAUAACCGAGGAACCCACGGACUCUGAAGAGGAAGAAGAGCCGCAACUUCCAGAAGAAGAAGAGGUCGAAGACGAGGAGGAGGAGGAGGAAGAAGAAGAGGAAUACAACUCCGACGAAUCUCAAGAGGAGGAAGAGGAGGCGGGCGACGAAGAGGUGAUGUCAGUGAGAGGUAAAGGUUGCUGCUGCCAUGGAGGCCACGGUACGAAUGCCGGGCCAGUGCCCGCGGCAGGUCGACCUGUUAGCGACUCUUCUGAGAACUCGCAGGUUGUCUGUACUCCCUGUUACCGCUGUGCUGAUUCUCCGGCGACCGUGCUGACAAGAAAGGCAAGCUGUGUGGACUGCUUCUUGGAGGUAUUACGCCGCAAAUUUGCCUCGAACUUGCGCUCUCACUGCAUUCGUCAUGGCGAGGGUACGCGACCGAUUGCUGUAGUCAUGGACGGCGGCAAGUUCUCUACGGCACUCCUACAUUUGUUACUCGAUCGCAAUAAGCGUAGGUAUGUACGGGCAUCGCACGUGGCUGCCGACAGUGACACCUCGGGCCACAUGUUUUCGUCCGAUGACGUGGCUAUUUCUUCUGUACUCUCACUUGACGACUAUGUGGGUGCCACCGGAAGCUUUGCCGAUCGUUCAGAGGACUUUUGCCAACACGUAACUGCGGUUGUCAAUGCGCUGGGCAAUUCCAACGUCGUACACCACCGGGUUUACUCCUGCGACCAUCUGAACGAGGCUGUCUUACUGGGCGGCGUGAGGAUAUCUUACAUAGCAAUUUGCUACUUCCUCCACAAAGAGAGAGAUGCAUGUGAUAAUCGAUGCACAACGCUUAAGGGCUAUUUGACACGAAUGUACGAUUCACUGUGCUGCGACGAACUGGUGUAUGCAUUGGAUUUACUGCGAACGCUCAACGUGGGAAGUUAUCUGAAAGCACAUGGUAUGAACGGUGUUGCAGUGACUGUUUGCGAUACACAGGAACUGAUUGCACGUAGGGUGCUGAUGUUGACUUGCGUGGGUGCCGGCGACCGGGUUGCUUUCCGUAGCGCUUUUGUGGACAACCACACCUUCGGCGCAGACAGCCCGGUGUUGCGGCUGCUGAAAUCGUUUUCAUCCAAAGAACUGGCGCUGUACCAUCGACUCACUGGGUUACCUGAAAUGCCAUCGCUGGAUCUCUUUUGGUACGGGAGCGCACAGUCUACUAUACUGGGGUGCGUGAACGAGUUGGUUUCAUCAGUGGCUUCUGCGCAUAGCAGCACUCUCCACAAUGUAUGUAAUGUCGUGGAAAAGCUUACAACAGCGUUUCCCGGUAGAGUCACAGAUUGCCGAGUCUGUGGAGGAGCCGUGUACGCGUCGGACGCAGAGGCGCCUGUUUCCGCUCAACAUAUCGGCACAUUAAGCGUUAAGGUGACCAUCUGCCGUGCUUGCUCAUUUUUUUGCGAGCGCAGCAGCGACUUUGCAAGAUUGACUGCAGAUGUGCUCGCUUCGGUCUAUCUGUUCGCCGAGAUGGUUGUCACCGGUUGGCGGCAAGGCUGGAGCGAGGAGCUGCGCAGUGCCACCCAUGCAUCGCUGUUGACGCUGUGCGACUCUGACUACGAAAGUUUUGUGGACAUACUGGCCUUUUGGGAGGUGUUUCGUCUACUUCUGAAGGCCGACGCUUUCAUGAGUAGCUGUGUGAAGGCAUUUGCUGGCGCCCGGGCCUGCGGCACCCGGGCCGACGCGGAGUUUGAUGCAUUGCUUGAAAAGGGUGUUGCCAAAGGUAAGGCGCUCUUCAAGGAUAUAUAUCUGGUUUCGCAACUUCUGAAUCACUACGUCAAUCCCCAUCAGCGUAUGAUAACUAGCAAUCCGACCACAGCUGAGUCCGCAAAUUGCACAGUCGCGCAUCCCAAUGUGUUCGGCGAAUGUGCUAAAGAAUGUGUUUUGGAUUCGCAGUAUACCGGCGAUGCCAAGAAACACGCGUUAUUAUCUGAUGUACCGCGAUGCGGUCAACACGGAAAUGCGGUUUGUUUGCGUGGCGAGGGAGACGAAGGCUGCAUUAUCCUCGAUAGAACUGUAGCUACCAAGCUUCAAUCAUUGAAAGGUAUAUCUAGCCUUGAUAAUUGGAACAAAUUUGCUACACUUCUAGGCUGUGUCGGCGGUUUGCCGAGGCAGCGCACCUUGCCGCUAUACAACAAGGUUCCGUUUCUUUCCCUUGGCAACUUCGUGGUGUUUUACCGCAUCAACGAAGGUUCGUUUGGCAAGGUACAUGUAGGCUUCCACAAGUUGCAUCGCCGGACGUACGCGCUAAAGGUGAUUAGCAAGUCACAGUUCAACUACGACUCUUCCUUGUUCUCUCGUCUGAAGGACGAGAUCAGUCUUGUGACUACACUUGUGCAUCCAAAUGUCGUGCGCACGUUCGAGAUUUUGGAGACGGCCUCUACUUUGGUGAUAGCUAUGGAAUACUGUGACGGCGGGGACAUGAUAGGUUUGAUAAAGGAAUACUCUCCGAUGCCCGAACCUAUGGCUAGAACGAUUUUCCACAUGGUGGUGAAUGGUCUGAGUUAUCUGCACUCUUCAAACAUAUGCCAUCGCGAUAUCAAGCCGGAAAACAUUUUCCUGAAACGUGUGGUCCGUAAGCCUAGCGGAAGCGUUCCUUCCACUACUACGGAACACAGCUCCAUACAAUACGGUAUGAUGCCCUACACUUUUAAAAUUGGUGACUUUGGCGCGGCUACACGCAUCACUGAGGAACGACCACUAUUAGAGACUGUGGGUACCAUGAGCUACGCCGCACCAGAGGUAUUAGGCUGCGGUGGCGUGGCAGGCUACUGUGGUAAGAGUGCCGACAUAUGGUCACUCGGUGUGCUGUUGUACGCGAUGUUGUUCGCAGAACUUCCUUGGCACAACGAGGAUGUGAAACUACGUGACGCAGUAAAACACAUUUUGAGCAAGCCGAUCACAUUCCCCUUGGAGACCAGCGAGUCCUCACGCAACCUUCUGAAGUCAUUGCUCCAUAUCGAUCCGUCUAAACGCCCCAAGGUGGACGAGGUAUUGUUACACCCGUGGCUAGCCGAGGAAGUUGACGAUCACCUAGUUGUGAAAAAGAUCCGUCCGACAAUUUCGAAGCCAUCAUGA